Molecule: messenger RNA, 1915 nt
Organism: Daucus carota subsp. sativus
Lineage: Eukaryota; Viridiplantae; Streptophyta; Magnoliopsida; Apiales; Apiaceae
Product: berberine bridge enzyme-like 8
Exons: 1
Coding region: 48-1682 (544 amino acids)
Molecular function (GO): oxidoreductase activity; FAD binding
Source: RefSeq, a predicted model, not a curated record
UAAGGAUACAAUACAACAAUCCAACCAUAAGAAAACAAAGAGUUGCAAUGGGGAUUGCUAAUACUCCUUUUCUUACUUUUCUCUCGUUAAUCUUCCUCAUUUCAAUUUUUUCAUCCCAAGCCUCAGCUGAUUCAACUCAAUUUCUCAAAUGCAUGAAGAGUAAAUGUCUAGACUCAGUAUCCAUAUCCAAAGUUAUAUACACCCCGAUAAAUUCUUCCUACACACCUAUCUAUGAAUAUUCCAUGCGAAAUCCGCGUUUCAAUCAAACAACCCGACUCAAACCCCAAGUCAUAGUACAACCUGUAUCGGAAUCUCAAGUUCAAACCGUAGUAUAUUGUGCUAAAAAGUACGGUAUGAGGCUUCGAAUCCGAAGCGGUGGUCAUGAUUUCGAGGGUCUUUCGUAUAGUAGCACUUAUGAUAUUCCAUUUGUGUUACUUGACAUGAUUAACCUCCGAGCCAUUAGUGUUGACCCCGUGGCUAAAACGGCUACGGUUCAAGCUGGCGCAACACUUGGUGAACUUUACUACUGGAUUUACCGGGCAAGCGAUACGCUCGCUUUCCCGGCUGGCGUUUGGUCCACAGUUGGAGCCACUGGACUAAUUUGUGGCGGCGGGUACGGCCCGUUGAGACGUAUGUAUGGUUUGGCUGCUGACAAUGUGAUCGAUGCUCGGAUUAUCGAUGUGAAAGGAAGGAUUCUUGAUAGGAAAGCAAUGGGAGAAGAUUUGUUUUGGGCGAUAAGAGGUGGAAGUUGUUCGAGUUUCGGAGUCAUUUUAUCUUGGAAACUAAACCUCGUUGUUGUUCCAAAAACAGUUCUGUCUUUUACUCUUUUCAGAACUUUGGAACAGAAUGCGACUGAUAUUAUUUAUGCCAUGCAAAGUGUUGCCCCGAAAUUUCCAAAUGAACUCGAGAUGAGGAUGCGAAUCAGCACAAUUCAGAGCAAUACAAGUGCUCGUGCCGAUGGCAAAACAGUCGAAUUCGCCAUUGGGGGAUUAUACCUUGGUACGGGUGGAGUUGAAGCAGCACUUAAAAUUGUGCAAUCAACUUUGCCCGAAUUAGGUAUGGUUAAAGAGGAUUUUGUAGAACUCACAUGGAUUCAAGCUAUUAUGAUAUCUUCCUUCUUUAACCUCUUCGACGAUAAUUACAAGCCAGAAGAUUUGCUCGACAGAACAUUCUUGGCUGACAUUCCUACGAAAGCAAAAUCUGAUUUCGUUAGAGAACCGAUUUCCAAAAAAGGGCUGAAUGGAUUUUGGAACAAGAUGUUGGAAGUUGGCGUAGGGGAAACCACAGUCAUCUUUACAUUUUACGGAGGAAAAAUGGACGAGUAUUCGGAAUCAGCUCUUCCAUUCCCUAACAGAGCCGGAACAUUGUACAUGGUGUACACAAGAGUGCUCUGGGUUGGGAAUACAACUGAGAAGUUGGAAUGGAUCAGGAGCUUGUACAGUUACUUGGCUCCGUAUGUUUCGAAAAAUCCGAGAAGGGCUUAUUCUAAUUACAAUGAUCUUGAUUUGGGAGUGAAUGAUCCCACAGGGAGUAUAGGUUAUCUCGAUGCAAGAAAAUGGGGAAAACAAUAUUACAACCAUAAUUUCAAAACACUGGUUAUGGUGAAGACCAGAGUAGAUCCUGAGAACUUCUUCAGACAAGAGCAAAGUAUUCCUACUCUGUCACUCUGGUCAGAUAUGUGACAGGUUUCUUAAACACAAGUGUGAAUCAGUGAUGAUUUGUGUUCUGCACGUAUGGUGUAAUCCGUUACACAUCUCUAGAUCUGUUAGUUUGCACUUUUAUCUUGUAUCUUUUUUCUAGUUUGGGCUUAGUAGCUGACAGUGAUCACUUGUGAUCAGAUAGUUCCCGAGGGUAAUGCAUGCAGCUACAUUUUAAUAAAAAGAAGCUAAUAAACCGUGCAGAUUUCUGGUGUUAA